Messenger RNA from Aspergillus ruber CBS 135680, 819 nucleotides. RefSeq lists its product as uncharacterized. The transcript has a single exon. The coding region runs from base 326 to 568 and encodes 80 amino acids. The record is from RefSeq and is a predicted model, not a curated record. Lineage: Eukaryota; Fungi; Ascomycota; Eurotiomycetes; Eurotiales; Aspergillaceae.
UGCCCUUUGACGCUAGUCUCAAAUGGGACUUUUGUUGCUAUCUUGUUCGACAUCAUCUAUCUAAACGCUCUCACUGCGGUCGCUGUAGAGGGGAGCCGUUUUUGGCUCCUCGAUCGACCAUCAUGCUCUCUCCAGUUAUAUGCAAGUCUCAUAGCGCCGACCGUGUCCUUCUCUGCUUCCAUCCUUCCUACCAUGAGCAUCUCUCGCAGCUCUUCCAGUCCUUUUGAAGUCCGUCCUCGUCUACAAAACCGUUAUUAUCCUCACCUUCUUUGUUCCUACUCCAGGUUUUCCUUUGUUUGCCGGUUCCCCGCGGGCUGUGUCGACCAUGGCGCCUCGCUCCCGACCAGUUGGAUCUGAUGACAAAGAGAAUCAGACUGAUGCCGGUUCUACGGGGCUAGAGACCACACAGCGAAAAAUUAUGAAAAGUCCCAGCCUCAUAAAAGCGCCCACCGGUGUGACAAUUGCCAUGGGUCAGUUCUUACAGACCAUGCAACCGCCCAGUGCAAGCCAGAUCAUUCUUUUUGUCUCUUUUCUCCUUCUGUCUCUUCUCGCUAUAUUGGCCUGCUGAUACUGACUUGGCCACUCCGCGUGGGCUUGCCUGUGUUAAUUGAUGACUGAUGCAGGGGGCUCUAUAGGGAUGGUUAAUAACGAGUAAAUUGAAGGUAUAGAUUGGGCAGCUCUCCGAGGAAUUGCUAGUCCUUGGAGAAGGAAUCAGUACACCUUCAGAGAUCUUAGUAUCACGCUGUGCACCCCUAUCAGUAACUGGACGAAGCUGAGGAGUUGAUAUCAGAUAAUGCCGAGGAAGUGAAAGAAGCGAAG